AUGAAUUCUGCACAUCAAAAAAAUGAUAUCCGUUUGGAUGAUGUUUCAACAACAAAAUAUUAUGAUGAACAUGAUCAUAAUGAUAAGAGUCGUACAAAGUUUUCAUCAUCUCAAGAUUCCGUUGAUCCUGAGGAAGAAUUAACGCGCAUUUUAACAACAGAAAAUCCAUAUGGACCGAAAAAUUUAGUCAUGUUUAGUAAUCGUGAUAAACAAUUUGUACCAUUAGGAAACAUGGAACAACUUAUAAUACAUUACUCAUAUGAAGGAAAUCUUAUACCGAUUGAUUCUGACGAAGCUAAAAUUUAUUUACAGAAAGAAAAAUUUCAUAAACCACGAAUUCUUCCAACAGCAUUACUUGAUAUUUAUAAAACGAAAGAAAAAUCAACAAUAGAAAUCAAACAAUCGAAUGAAAAUUUCGAAUUUGCACAACCAACAGGCGAUGAAGAAGAACAACAAACUAUUACAAGUGAAAUAACCGAACAAAGUGAACUCAAUGAACCUAUUGAUGAUUUAGAUGUUACAAUUCAAACUGAUCCAAUAAUAAAUAAAAAAUUUGUUGGUCUAGCAAACCAACGAAUUAUUUAUCAAGAAUAUACAAUUGAUUAUGAAAAACAACAAAAAGAUAAAAAUAAACGAAAACAAAGAAUAAAUUAUGGAUCGAAUAAAGGUACACAAGAAAAAAAAGUUAUUAAAACUGAUCGUCUUAAACCAGAAACGAUUCUUAAACGUCAUCAAGUACAAAUUUUAAAAGCAAUUGAACGUGUAUUGAAUCAAAAUCGAUAUCAAGAAUUAAUAUUCAGUAAAAUACAAUAUAUUUAA
Molecule: messenger RNA, 819 nt
Organism: Rotaria sp. Silwood1
Lineage: Eukaryota; Metazoa; Rotifera; Eurotatoria; Philodinida; Philodinidae
Source: the annotation of a GenBank genome assembly